Zymoseptoria tritici IPO323 is the source of this 4938-nucleotide messenger RNA. RefSeq lists its product as uncharacterized. Lineage: Eukaryota; Fungi; Ascomycota; Dothideomycetes; Mycosphaerellales; Mycosphaerellaceae. The transcript is spliced from 4 exons. The record is from RefSeq and is a predicted model, not a curated record. The coding region runs from base 1 to 4938 and encodes 1645 amino acids.
AUGCCGACUCCCUCACCUAACAACGAUGCGCGCAAAGCCUCGGCGAAGAAAACACCGGAAAAGAAGGUCGAUCUAGGAGCUGGGCUGGCGAAGAAGAGAUCACAAGAUUUCGCGGCGAAGAUUCAGGGUUGGAACGAGGCUGGCGGAGGUGUUGUGCAGGAGGAUGAUAAGGUGAUAGUGAGCGAAAAUAGCAAAGCUCAGGCGGAAGCUACGCCUGUCAAGGAGGUCAAAGAAGUUAGCACGCCUAAGAAGCGUGUGAUCAGCGAUGGGCACUGGCGGAGAGACCGGGUCGCGAGGGAGACGGCUACCAGUCCGGAGAAAGAGGCCGACAAGGAGAAGGACAUCACGCCGAAGCCCUCACGGAGAAGACGUAAUCCCAGACGAACCCGCUCAAGAUCACUUUCAAUGUCGGGAGACGACCGGAACGGGACGCCAACUUACGAGUCCAGCGGGACAAAAAUCUACGUUCAGAGGCGCAGGAAGUCCAGACAACUCGAUGACGAUUUGAGGACCCGGCGAGAGACUCGAAAAUCGGCGAGCAGCAUCUCAAACGACAAGCCGAGCACAUCGACGGACGUGACCACCCCCAGUCACUCUCCACCUGGAGGUGCUCCGCUCAGACCCAAGUCAGAACCGCGACAUACUCACCGAAAGUCGAGAAGCAGAGAAGACGAAAGACCUAGGACAGCUAGGCGAUCGCAUGGGGAGGAGGAACCGCGACGCCCUAGUUCUGGUCACAAGCGAGUCAAGACACCCAUCGAAGAGACUCAUGUAAGGCGACACCCUUCCUCCGCACAGGCAUACGCGAUGAAGAUUACAGAGCAGCUCAAAAAGUCAGCAAGUCCAGCUUCACCAGCGACGCCACCCAAAGUGUACGGAACUCGUAUUGAAGGAUGGCUCGCUACGAUGUCAGAUCCAUUCACGGAGUCGACGGAGCCUUCACUUGCCCCAGCACCCUUAGCUAUUCCAAGAAAGAAGAAGUCCGAGCCACGUGUCGAGGAUCAGCCGAGCGAGGAUCGCCGUAAGAGCGCGGGAGACCAACGCCACAGCUCUCGUCCCUGUCUCAAAGAGCUCGAUACGAUCACAGUCCUCUCACAAACGAUCAGCGAUGACCUCUCGGAAAUCUCUCUACAGUCUGCAUCGACUGGUCUGAAGAGACGAGGCGCCAGACACCAGGCAACAUCUCCUGUCAAGGACAGAUUCGUUAGAGGAAGCUCGCCUGGCAAUGGCGACGCGCUGAUGAGUGGAGGAUUGGACCCCUCGCCAGUGUUACGAUGUUCGGCUGUGAAGCCUCGUGGUCCAAGCCACGGAAAGCAGCGCUCCUCACCUACAUCCGUUGAGGGCAUGGCAACAUACAUACCGCCGCUACACCGUCGGCCAAUACCCUCCCAUCAUUCCGAUGACAUGACGACCAUCACCGAAGGCAGCGUACUCACUCGAGUCAGCGAUGGAGAUGUGCCGAGGCGCACGCGACCUAGCAGAAGCCGCCGACCCCAAAUGAGGGAUCAUUCUGAUCUGAUUUCUGAGCUAUCGGCUCCUGGAGGCAAUGGACACACCGCUAAGAGAAGAAGCACCAGAACACGGCGAGCACAGGGCGAAGUGGCCACCAUCGGAGACAUCAUGAACGACCUGUCGACUGAUGAGCUCAAAUACCAGCGGGAGCUUCGUACUUUGGUUGAUGGUGUUAUUCCAGUAUUGCUUCAGCAUGCACUUUCUGGCAAGGACACCUCAUCUCCAAGCUCUCGUAAGUCCAGUCGACCUAUCGCUGACCCGGCUGUCACGAAACCAAUCAUCGAUAUGGGCAUCGCACUCGAGCGUUUAAAGACCAUGCACAAACGGAUACCCAUGCACGAACCUGGCGAGCUCCUACUCUGGGCCGACGCAGCAUCGAAAGUCUAUAUGGAGUAUCUGAGAUGCUGGCGGCUCGGCUUCAAUGACAUUGUGGUGAACCUCGCGCCAGCAGAGCAGACUGAUAAGCGGGACGUGUCUUCCACUUGGGGACAUGAUAUUCCCCGCAACAAGGAGGGCGACCUGGUGGACAAUGCAGGUGAGCGAGUGGAUGUGGCGUACCUUCUCAAACGACCUCUGGUUCGCAUUAAAUACCUGGCGAAGACGUUCGCGGGCAUCACUCAACUUCAGCCGUCCGCAAACGCCGAGGACUUGACUGCAAGAUACCAAGAUCUGGUCUCGGAUGCAAAGAGUCGUGUCACUGAUGAGCAAGCGAGAUUGGAAGACGAGGCUGCUUCAAGCAUUGAUGCGACCAGGGCUCGCGAUCCACGGAGUCUAGCACCGAUUACUGGCGUCACCAUUGAUCCGACAAGAUCUGUUCGCGCAAGAGACUACUUCGACAUGGAUUUGUUGCACUCGAGUGGCCAACAGCUUGGCUGCAAGAUCGAAAUCAUCUAUCGCGAUGAUGCUCCAAAUCGUGGUAAGGGCGGAGAUGUACUUUUCUGUGAGGUGUCUACCACCGGCCGAUGGCUGCUGUUCCCACCUAUACCGCACAGUCUGGUGAGUGCAAGAGAUGGAGACAAACCCGGAGAGCUGGUUGUCAUGAUUCGAGGAUUUCUAGCCAGUGCUCAACAGUGGCGGGAAGUCAUGUCGCUUCAGGCUGAUGACAGUACGACGGGUGCAGAUUGGACGCAGAUGCUCGGGUCGUCUCCCAUGCCUUCGAGGCUAUCGAAGAAGUCCAGCUUCAACAUGCUCAAAGAGGUGGGAUUGAAUACACCAGGUCGAGAGCAGAGGCGGUCAGUCACCGUGGAGCUGGCUGACACUGCCUGGAACCCGUCGCCGAGAGAGAUUGAGGUUCCGAUAGGGGAACGUGCUAAAGCUGCUUCAACUAUAUGGGAUGGGAGCGAGGUCAACAGUGCAUAUACUGAGAGCACGGCAACUGGCCUUCCAAAAGCGAAGCCGUCGAGAUAUCGGACAACGCUAUCCUCGCCCACCACGCCGACGAGGAACGCUGAUCACGGGAGGGUCCGGGAGUACUCCCCUGACCCACAGUACUUCUACGAAAAGACCGCUCCGGCGAGGGGACCCGUGGACGGCCAAUCCAGGUCGAAGUCGGAGUGGACAGGCUCGACUGUGUCCACGGAGAGCAGGACCGAAUACAGCGUGUGGAUGCCAUCUUCUGAGCGGUACUCGGACGACGACGACGAAGAAGACCAUGUAGAGGUGAAGCCACAACGCGAUGUGCGACCUGGCAUGCACAGGCGCACCUCUUCGGUACCAUCUCAGGACAUGCCAACUAUACCAAAGGUCCGGAAGUCAGAUCCGCCAACAAGCCCUACCUACGAUCGAGAUAUGGUAUCACGUACAGAACCAGCUUCCGCUCCGUCCAAGUUGCAGAAGCGCCGACAGACGUCCAGAGACCUCACAGAGCCGAGCAAGACGCCUGCGCCGCCGACUCAUUCUCGUCCCAUCACUCUUGGUAUCAAGACAGGAAUACUUCCAUCCUUUACUCCUGCCUUCUUGAAGAGAAAUCGGCGACCGUCGUCCCCGCUCAAGCAUGAGUAUGAGCCGUCGACUGCAUCUGGAUCGUUGUCGGAGAGCGAUUACUCGGAUUUCAGCGAUGUUGAUUCUCUCACCUCGGAGUCGGACUUUGGAGAAGAGGUCGUAUCACCCGGAGAGGUCUCUACUGUUGGGGACCUGAAGGACUUUCACACCUACCAAACGCGGCCAAUGAAGGUAUUUUCGCCGCCGAUUCAGCCACAAUCUCCGCCGACGCAUCCGCAAUCCCCACAAGAGCACUCCUUGACACCAUCUGAGUCGGCAUCGCAGGGACCAUAUCGAUCGGUGCCUCAGACUAACGUUGCGCCAGCAAAAGUCGUGGCUGAAAUCUUCUGCUGGUCCGAUCAUGGAUCGUGGGACAGCCUGCAUCCUGAAGAGUGUCAAAUAUUCGUCACGCCCGGCCUGAUUGAGGCUUUCGAUCUGGCGCAGGCCAAUCAAGUUACCCUGACCGACGACGGAUCCACGCCUUCAUCGAAAGGAGUCAAGCCACUGGUUGCGCUCGAGCUGACGCCUCUAGUCCCGCUCCGUCGCGGCACUGCAGUCGAUAUCUCGGUCCGUUCUCCUCCAACCGACAAGUCGCUCAUUCGUACCGGCAACAACAUCAUGUUCCGCUCCCGCAGUCCCGAAGAGACCGAACGUCUGUACGCUCUCCUCAAUCGUGCUCGCAUCGACAACCCAACGUACAUCGCUCUUCAGAAUGCUCGUGGACCAGUUAAUCAAAGCAACUGGGGCGAGGUCAUGGAUCGUCGUAGCAACCUGCGGCCUACUGGAACAUCAUGGUGGAACAUCGGCUCUCGCAAAGCUUCCACCUAUCGAUCAAACGGCACUCGAACAAUGUCCGUGGCAGCUACAGAAUCCUCCGUCGGCACCAUGAACACCGCCUUCUCUGCUCUCCGCCGCUUCAGUGGAGGCAGCAAAUUCUUCAAUAUCGGCAAGUCGACGAUACAAUCUCGGGAUGGCACACGCAGCUCCUCCAACAGUGAAUCUCUUUCUUCGGGGAUCGCUACGCCUUUGCAUAUAAUCGACCCUCAAUUAGGAACUCCUCUGGGUAUUCAGAACGCCAAAAUGCGACUCUACAUCCGCGAAACGGCAGGGAAAUGGAAGGACCUUGGUUCUGCGCGGUUGAUGAUCAUGUUGCCGCCUCGACCGGAUGCAAGCGCUGCCCCGAACCCACGCACGAUGGGCAUGGAGAAGAGAGUGAUGGUGUAUGGAAAGAGCAAAGGAGAGCUGUUGCUUGAUGUCACCCUGGGUGAGAGUGCGUUCGAGAGAAUUGCCCGGACGGGUAUUGCUGUGAGUGUGUACGAAGAGAGUGAGCACAUUGGCCCGGCGGGUGGCGUGCUGCUGGCGAAGACGACGAUUUAUAUGAUUCAGAUGAAGUCGGAGCGUGAUGCGGCGUAUACGUUCGGGUUGGUUGGGAAGUUGAGAUAUUGA